CGGGCUGCUGUCUCAAGUCGGGUAGAAUGUAUCCGGAGUUCACCGUUUUUUUGUUUUUUUUUUUCAUUUAGAGAAUGGCGACUGCUGCUUGCAGUUCGCACAGUGCUUUGAAUAAUAGCAGUAAACCUCUUAAAGAUCGUCAGAGGAAAAGUAGAGACUCCCGGCGAAGGCAGGCCGCCCUGUCUUUCCUAAACAAUAUUUCUCUUGAUGGACGGCCCAUUUAUCACCUGAGCAAUGGUAACUAUAACCACAAAAACAGAGAGGCCGAGAUCCAGGAUAAAGAAGUCCGGGCUUCAGCGACCAGCUAUGGAACCGUCUUGCCAGCCGCCUUGAGCGGCGCUUCUGCUACUCAAGCGCCGAGGAGCGGUGUUGUCAACGGACCCCCGAUCCUGGUCCUUCCCAGUAACUCCGAAGUUAACAGUGUUUUUGGCAGUGAGGUGUUUUUAGAAGGAAGCGGGGUCGGCCCUUUAACACAGCAAGGAACAUUUCUUCUACUGUCACCGAGCGGUCUGCCACAAACUCCUCUCCUAGGGAACUGCUGUACCAAGCCUCCCACUCUACUCUCAGUACAAAACUGCAACACUUUGAAUUUAGACACACAGAAGCACAGAUCUAGGAAUUGGUCAGGUCCCCUACAUCCCAGAGGUGUGAAGAAAGUUCACUUUAUCAAGAAUAUGAGACAAUAUGACACCAAAAACAGCAGGAUAGUUCUUAUCUGUGCCAAAAGGUCUUUGUGUGCUGCAUUUUCAAUACUGCCUUAUGGAGCAAGUUUUCACAUCAGUGACCCCAAGCUGGACGGGCAGAGGCAGAGGCACUCUUCAGGUGGCACAGCCUCCACCACAGAGAUGGUCCCAAGACUGGAGGGAGUCGAGCUUGGAGCCGACGGAAAGACCGUUUCAUAUGCUAGAUUCCUGUACCCAACCAAUGCAUUGGUUAAGCAGAAGAAUCCACCACCUGAAAUUGUCGUUCCAACACCACGUGCCAAUGUUAAUAGAAGUUUCACUCCAGCAAGGUUCACCAGUACUUCUACAGCCUCAGAACUAGGUGACACUGGAGAUGUGGCAGAAUAUGAUCCAAAUCUCCUCAGCGAUCCUCAGUGGCCCUGUGGGAAACACAAGAGGGUCCUCAUCUUCGCGUCCUACAUGACAACCGUAAUAGAAUAUGUGAAGCCAUCUGAUCUUAAAAAAGACAUGAACGAAAUGUUUAGGGAAAAGUUUCCUUACAUAAAACUUACACUGAGCAAGAUAAGAAGCUUGAAGCGGGAGAUGCUGAGAGUGGCAGAGGAGUGCAGCCUGCAGCCGGUGACGGUGGCCAUGGCAUAUGUCUACUUUGAGAAGCUGGUGCUACAGGGCCGUCUCAACAAACAGAACCGGAAGCUGUGCAGUGGGGCCUGUGUGCUGCUGGCAGCCAAAAUCAGCAGUGACCUCAAGAAGCUGGAAGUCCAGCAACUCCUUGAUAAACUAGAAGAGCGAUUCCGUAUAAACCGAAGAGAAUUGAUACUGUUUGAGUUUACCGUCCUUGUUGCUUUGGAGAUGGCCCUCUAUCUUCCUGAGAGCAAAGUAAUGCCUCACUAUAGGCGUCUCAUCCAGAAACCUUAGUCCCAGUCGUGCUUCUGAUACAGGGCACCCCUGAGAUGCUGCACUGUAAAAAAUAAACUACCAGAGUUUUAAAAAUCUUUCCCAAACUUGCCAAAAAGCAUGAUACCAAUAAUAUGCACCUUUUAACAUGACCAUUAUUCCGUCCAUUUUGCUGUCCAAAUUUAGCAUUUAGUUUUCCAAAUUAAAGAUAUGAAAUGCAAGAUGCAGGUGUUAUGUAGCAAAAACCCAACAUUUCUUGAAGCAUAAGGAAUGGCCCAGCUGAGUUGCUGACUUGUGUGUAAUCGUUCCUUGUAUUUUUAUGUCCUGUCAGUUCUCAUGUUUUAUGUACAAACAAUAUGUUGAACUUCAUUUUAACUGAAGUUAGUUCAUUACUUCCAGUAAAUGGAACAUUUUAUGACUACUAAUAUUUGUUAAUCAUAAAUUAGAAAAUGUUCCCAAAUAUGUGUUUGCUGAAGUAUUCUAUAUGCAUUUCAAUAAGUGAUUAAUAAAGAGUAAUCAAACACUUAGCCUGUAGGGUUAGGGGUUUUAUCUAAUAUGGGGUUUUAACUAAUUUUACCAGAAUUUUAUUUUACUAUAAUUUCUGGUUUAGUUAGAUGUUUAUUUGUUUCUGAUUUAGUGCCAUUAUUUAUGUUCCUAUUUUUUUAUAUUUUAUAAUUUAUAUAUAUAUAAAAAAAACAUAUGCAAGUUCUUUUGACACUCUUUCUUUCAGUGAACUGUUAGCACAAACAAAUAGCUGCAAUGAAAGACAUUAACUGCAAAGAUUGAAUGGGGUGCUAUUUGUAAAAAGCUUGCUCUUCCAAAUCUGGUUCUAUGGACAUGGCAUUUUGUUGCACACCCAGUCCAGCACUCUAUGUUAGAGAUGUUACAUUUAAGCACAUUUUACAGUGCUAUGAUGUUAAAACUUCAAUAAUGUUGUACUUGUCAGUCUGUUUUAUUGUUAAGCUGUGUGUUUUGCAGUAUAUGGCAACUCGAUAUUAGGGAUUUUUAAAGCUCCCCCCCCCCCACCCCCUUUUUACUUGAAUCCAAUUGAUAUUGUUAUGAUUUCUUUUUAAAGCACAAUGUACAUUAUAGCAAGUAAUACAAAUACUUCUAUACUGUGUCAGUAUAUAAAAUGUGUCCAGUUAAUGCUAGUAAACGUCAGUAUCCACUAGAAAAGCAAUUACAGUAACUUAAUCUAGCUUGUUCUUUUAAAUGUUUUAUCUUUACUGUGAUUUGUAUGUUUUUCGUAGUCAUUUGUUUGUGGUUUGCAUAAUUUGGUGGUACUUUUGCAAUGGUUGUAUGUACUGAAAUUGAGAGAAAUAUAUAUAUAAUAUAUUGCUUUUGUCUGUUUUCACACCUGGGUGGGGAAUAAAAUAAAACUGUUAUAAUGUUAAGUAAUAACUGCAAUAGCAUUAUCCUACUACAUUUUGAGCUUUGUAGACAACUUGAUCUGUUCACCACUAGUGGUGAAAAAUAUUUUCUGUCAUAUAUUACAGUCCAAUACAAGUGUCAAAGUUAAUUUUGAUAUUUGCACUUUGUCUGAAAACUGAAGUAUCCUAGCCCAAAAAUAAUGAAUAAUAUAAUGUUUUAUUUUUUAUAAAGCCUGUAAUAUUAACAUUGCAAAUGCCAGCCUGUGGUGGGAAACUGCUAUGACAUCACUGCUUAUGUGCAGAGAAAACUUGUUCAGCAUUGUUCAAAGCCAGCAGUCAUAUUUUAUGUUCUCAGGAAGGAAGAAAGAAAAAUAAACAUCUUAUUUUUUUAUAA
Acipenser ruthenus (sterlet) is the source of this 3341-nucleotide messenger RNA. RefSeq names its product CDK5 and ABL1 enzyme substrate 2-like. Gene Ontology annotation, biological process: regulation of cell cycle. The record is from RefSeq and is a predicted model, not a curated record. The coding region runs from base 75 to 1598 and encodes 507 amino acids. NCBI's taxonomy places the organism in Eukaryota, Metazoa, Chordata, Actinopteri, Acipenseriformes, Acipenseridae. The transcript has 9 exons.